Messenger RNA from Anguilla rostrata (American eel), 2083 nucleotides. It is a transcript of the gene prmt3, whose product is annotated as protein arginine methyltransferase 3. Gene Ontology annotation, biological process: peptidyl-arginine methylation. NCBI's taxonomy places the organism in Eukaryota, Metazoa, Chordata, Actinopteri, Anguilliformes, Anguillidae. The record is from RefSeq and is a predicted model, not a curated record. Gene Ontology annotation, molecular function: protein-arginine N-methyltransferase activity. Gene Ontology annotation, cellular component: nucleus. The coding region runs from base 139 to 1734 and encodes 531 amino acids. The transcript has 16 exons.
UUCUACAGACCUAAUAGUAAAUCUUUAGUGACUGUUCAUGGGAAACAGCGGCAUCCUGUGGUGACUCAGUGGAAAUACACUGCGCUGUGUUUAUUUUUCCUGAGCGCGACCCGGAAGCAGCUUAUUCAAUGAGACAGCAUGGCGCAGUACAUGGAGAAUGACGGUGCUGAUGAUAUUCCCGACCUGUCGGAUAGUGAUGACGACGACCAGUGGCAGUCGAUGGAGGAGAGUCCUGACAGCAACCUGAAAGUUUUAUGUUUAUUUUGUGACAGGUUGUUAAAUUCUGUUGAAGACACGCUCUCGCACUGUAAAUCCGAGCAUGAUGUGGACGUUGCCGGCUUGCUGAGGAAAUACAAAUUGGAUGACUAUGGAUAUAUCAAGUUGAUAAACUACGUACGGUCUGUGAAGUGCAGUGGGGAGAGUCUCUUAUUGGCCAGAGAGGGAUCUCUCCCCUGGGACAGUGAAGAUUACAUGAGGCCGGCUCUUCAAGAUGAUCCACUGCUACAGAUCGACAUAGAGGAUCUGUGUGGGGCGGAGUGCGGGGGGCAGGGGGCGGGCCCCUGGCUGGAGCAGAACGGGGAGCCCCAGUCCCCCGGUUCUCUGAUGCGGAGGGCCCAGCGGGCCGAGGAGAGGGCCCAGAGGGCUGAAGAGGCCCUGGCCAGGGCUAUGGAGGACCUCCACCGGCUCAAGCAGCUGGCUCAGAGCCUGGUGAUGAGCGCGGACGUUAGCGGGGGCGGCGGCGGCGCGGCGAGCGGCGGGGCCGUGGCCGGCCUGAGGGAGGACGAGGACGAGGCCUACUUCAGCUCGUACGGCCACUACGCCAUCCACGAGGAGAUGCUGAAGGACAAGGUGCGGACGGAGAGCUACCGGGACUUCGCGUACCUCAAUCCCGACGUCUUCAAGGGCAAGGUGGUGCUGGACGUGGGCUGCGGGACGGGGAUCCUCUCCAUGUUCGCGGCCAGGUGCGGGGCCAGCAGGGUCGUCGCCGUGGAUCAGUCGGACAUCGUCUACCAGGCCAUGGACAUCGUUCGAUCGAACGACCUUCAGGACGUGAUUACUUUGAUCAAAGGAAGGAUCGAGGACGUGGCUCUGCCUGUGGAGAAAGUGGACGUCAUUAUUUCCGAAUGGAUGGGCUACUUCCUGCUGUUUGAGUCCAUGUUGGACUCUGUGCUGUACGCAAGGGAUCGCUACCUGGCAGAAGGUGGAUCAGUGUACCCCAACAGCUGCUCCCUCAGCCUGGCCGCCGUGGGUGACGAGCGCAGGCACGCCGACCGCAUUGCCUUCUGGGACGACGUGUAUGGCUUCAAGAUGGCCUGCAUGAAGAAGGCGGUGGCGCCGGAGGCGUCGGUGGAGGUGCUGCAGCCGGAGACGCUCGUCUCCGAGCCCGCCGUCGUUCAGACCAUCGAUUGCAACACGGUGUGCGUCUCGGAGCUGGAGUUUGAGGCGGACUUCUGCUUGAAGAUUACCCACGGCACCCUCUGCACGGCUAUUGUGGGCUACUUUGACAUAUUCUUUGACAAGAACUGCGAGAACAAGGUCUCCUUCUCCACGGGGCCUCGGUGCACCAAGACCCACUGGAAACAGACCGUCUUCCUCCUGGAGCACCCCAUUCCGGUUCAGACAGGCGAGGAGCUGAAGGGGAGGAUAGCUGUACGCAAGAACCGGAAGGACCCCCGGGCCCUCCUCAUCUCCCUCAACGUCAGAGACGUCAAACAGACCUACAGCCUGCAGUGAAGCCCUUCCUCAUUCCAGACACAUUUUAUACUUCAAUCGUACCCGUUUUUAAAAAAAUUCGGAACCCAUAAGAGUAUAUCACCGAACAGUCAAUCUGCACCCUGUAAAUCGAACGAACGGCGUGUAUCGGCUGUUUUCCUAUCAGACCUGGCUCCAAGCUAACUGAACACAUUUGAUACUAGUGCCGCGUCUCGCCGGGAGCGUCGGUUUUCUUCGGUUUUCCGCCCACGUCUGGCCUCUCGUCGUUUUGGCGUAAAACGCGCUCAGUGUUGCGGACGGGUAGCUCCCGAGCUGAGACUCUUGCUGUGUAAUGGUGUUCCUGGAAAUAAAUUAAUCUUGAACAACUGUA